Molecule: messenger RNA, 1330 nt
Organism: Bursaphelenchus okinawaensis
Lineage: Eukaryota; Metazoa; Nematoda; Chromadorea; Rhabditida; Aphelenchoididae
Source: the annotation of a GenBank genome assembly
AUGGCCAGUGUUCGAGCAGUGAUAUUUGAUCUCGGCGGGGUAUUGUACCCGUUCAGGGACUACAACAAGUUCAAGUACAUGUGUCAGAAGGGUUCGUUUUGAAAUUUUUGAAGCGAUGGCUUCCUUCUGUAGUGUUUUAUUUUGAAAAUCAUGUCAUUAUGGCCCUUUUUGAAUCGUCAUCUGUGCUUUAUAAGUACUUUCAACUAUAAUCUUUGAAACCGUACUUUAAAAUUUAAAGUGUAUCUUUAAAAAACCAGUAGUAAACUGUCACUAAUGCUAAUUAAUCUGUCAAGGAACUGCCAUUUCAGCAUCAGCCGAUCCUAAAACAAAGAAAAACUUAGUCGGCUGGCAAGAAGGAGCCUUGGCCACGUCAGAUGUCCGUGACUUCUUUGAACAAACUUUCGGAAUUCUUGUAAGCUGCUAACUAAUCAUUCCACAUCAGCGUGUUAUUAAAUGUUUCAAACCAUUUUAAAAUUAUUUUCAGCCAAAAAACAAAGAAUUAGAAGCAGUGAAGCUAGAGGACUUCAUGGGACCUAAAGUAAGUUACUACGUGAAGCAUAAAGCUUCUCUGCGGUAUUAUAAACACUAAUAGGCUAAAGAAUAUCAAACUAUAGUUAAAAAUAAUAAUAUUAAAUUUUCAGCAUGAGAAAAUCUGGAAAUGUUUGAAAACCUUGAAGGACAACAACAUCAAGACAGCAUUAUUGACAAACAACGGGUGGUGGACGGACAAGAAAGACAAAAGUGUAAUAUUCGAUGACCUCUCAUUGUUCGAUGUUGUUGUAGAGAGCUGUAAAGAAGGCAUUUGCAAACCCAACCCCAAAAUAUUCGAAGUAUGUCAUUGCAUAAGCUUAUGUGUAAUAUAAUAAGAACACUAAAGUACUAAAAAACAGACAGCUCGGACCUAAAAAUUUUAAAAAACUAACCUAAAGUACACAGACAUCUCAACAUAUUUCAGAUAACGUUAAAACGCUUAGGCCUGAAGCCUACGGAAUGUGCUUUCAUAGAUGAUCUCGAGAAAAACGUCGAGAGUGCAAACAAACUUGGAAUCAAUGGAAUUCAGGUACCUUUUUUUAGGUUUACCAUAUAUUGUAGUAAGCUUUGAAGCUCUAACGGAAUAUAUAUUGUAACUUCCCAUAAACUUGAAGUAGGUAUUGUAAUUGCUCGUAUGCUUUAAACUCUCGAGAACACACUUCGAAUUCUCGAGUCUGUGACAAUUCAAACACCGACUUCAAACUCUAAACAAACAAUCAUAUUAUUCUAGAUGGUGGACCAAAACCAAGACCUAGCCUUGGAGAAGCUACAGACCCUGGUCAAUGUCCCAUUAAAGUGA